Molecule: messenger RNA, 982 nt
Organism: Drosophila ficusphila
Lineage: Eukaryota; Metazoa; Arthropoda; Insecta; Diptera; Drosophilidae
Product: DNA-binding protein RFXANK
Exons: 1
Coding region: 96-800 (234 amino acids)
Cellular component (GO): nucleus; cytoplasm
Molecular function (GO): protein binding
Source: RefSeq, a predicted model, not a curated record
GUUUAUGGAAUUGUUACAAUUGUUACAUCCCAAGUUCCAAUAUACUCUAUUUAGGCCUAAGUGAAGGGUAUAAACGGUAAAUAAAACAAAAACAGAUGGUGGCGCCAGCAAGUAGUCUCCAAAAUAACCCAAAUUCCGACGAUGAUGAGGCGGUGUGUUCGGCGCCCACUUCCAUGUUGGUCCUGGACGCCAAGCGGAAAAGCGCCUUUCUGCCGUACCGCCCUCAAUCCACCGUGCUGACCAAUUUGCAGCGCGGCAAUACAGAGGCCACUUUUUGUCCCGUCGAGGUAUCGUUAUCUUUUCACGAACGUGCUGGUCAAGGCGAGAUCACUGAGGAGCAAGUGGCUGCAGAACGGGGACGGCACCAGGACAUUGACUUUAAGGACUCCCACGGUUUUACGGCCCUUCAUUGGGCUGCUUCCUAUGGGCAACUGGUUUCGGUGCAACUUCUUGUUGCCGCGGGUGCCAAUGUGAACACCAUGGCUCCAGAUUUGGUAAGUCCCUUGCUCUUGGCUGCAGCUGGAGGACACAACGAAAUCGUUCGCUUCCUGCUGGAAAACGGCGCAGAUUCUGGACAUAUGGACAUCGUUGGAAGCACGGCUUUGAUGUACGCGGCGGCUGGCAAUCAUCCGCACACUUGCAACGAGCUGUUGGCCAGGGAUUUGGAUCUGAGUGCCACCAAUGAGGACGGAGACACCGCUUACUCUCUAGCUGUAGAACAUGGCGCUAAUUUGGCUCAGGCAUUGCUGGAGCAAUACAUGACAGCGAUAAUUACGGCGGGGGCCUUCGGUAGCAUAUAAUUGUGGGUAGAUAUAUAGGGGGUAUAUGGGACCUACAGUCCUUAAAUAAGCACUUUUACACAUAUUGAAAUAAUUCAAUAAUAAUCCAAAAAAGCCUUUAACGCCCAAACCUUAUUUGUAAAAAUGGUCAUUAAGAAUUUUAUACAAUAAACUCUGCGUUAAACCAGUAAUAAAAUUCAAAA